UGUUUUAUGUCCGCUAUCAUAGUUAUUCAUUACUUCCAGGGAGGUUCGAAACAGCUGUGCCGUUGUAGUUUAUCAUGUUGUUGUUAUUUUUUAAUUCUCGUCAACGGUCAUUUGAUAAUUUCAAGUAUUAACCGCUGGAUUUGUUUAUCAUUGUUAAAUUAUUAUUCAAGUCGUUUAACGGUUUUUUUUUCGUAAUUUCAUUUUUAUUUCACAAUACCUACUUUAUUAUACAAUAAAAUUAAUUAUUCUAAUUUGAUACGUAAACAGUGUUAGGCCUAAAGCUUAUUUUGUUUUCAAAAAUAUGUUAAUUUCUUUCUAACACGAAUAAUAGAUAAUAACAAUAAUAUGGCUAUAUCCAAUAUAAACAAAUUUGAAAUCGAGCAGUUAAUUCUCCGCUGGGUAAGUUAAUACUAUUAUUUCACUUUUGAUUUCGCUGUACAAUUUUAGACUCGCUAUAUUAUUAUUCAAAUCAUGAUUUGGUAUAAGAAUACAUUUUUUUUUGUGAUGACAUAAUAUCAACAAAAAUUAUAAUUCAUUGCACUAGAGCCUUAAAAAAUAUAUAUGUGUGACUUGUAUACAUCGUGAACUGUACAAAGUUACUAGAUUGUACAAGUUACAUUAUAUAAUUCGCAAUGUGUAUAAUAAUAAUUUUUUAAAAGUAUUUUCCAAAUAUUACAUAUCUGUAUGUCAUAUAAAAAUAGAUAUACUUAUAGGUCCUUACAUAUUAGUAUAUUCAGGGGCAGAGCUUUAUAUUAUAUAAUUACUAAGAAGUUAUUUUUUUUAUUAAAUACUAAAAAACCAAAUAUAAUGGUAUUAUUUUGGUACUUAUUGAUACACUCGUACCUUAUUACUUAUCAAUUAGUACGAUAAUCAAAAAAUAUCAUUAUUUUACCCUUUGAAUAUACUUGUUUAUGAUGAUAAUAAUAUCAAUAAUAUGAAUAUGAAUAUAAUCGUCAAUCGAUAAUAAUAACACAGGUUUCAUAAUGUGUGAUAUUUUUUUUUGUUUGGUAAUAUGUAGUUAGUAAUACCUAAUAAGUACUAUAAUUUAAACAUAUUCUUAGAUCCUUUAAAAAAAAAAAAAAAAAUACUUUUAUAUUUACUUUUUAUUAAUAUAACGACCCAAUAAAUUUUUCGAGUGUAUAAUAAUGAUGAUUUUUAUGUGAAAAACUGUAUAAUCGUGGUUAAAAUGAAAUUUUGUGAUAUGUACAAUGAUUUUUGUACACAUUGUAUAGUGUAGUUUGUACAAUCUAGUUACCUUGUACAGCAACAUUAUACACUUUGUGAUUUGUACAUAAGUCACUGUACAAUUCUGGACUUUAUAUGUAACAUAUAUGUAUCAAAACAUAUUUUAUUACAAGCUUUUCAACCAUAGUCCAAGUAAAUGGCUUGUUAAAGUAUUUUAAAGUUAUAUUUUGUGUUGUGUUUUUUUUAUUUAUACUACUAUUAUAUCACUUAUAUACCUAUUUACCUUAUUUAAAAAUAAUUUUAAUCAAUGUUUUCAGAUAUGUUUAUUCGAUGAUUUUCAACAAACUGUAUUUUCAAACAUCAAAUAUCUUGUAUUUAGUGCAUCAUUUAAAGAAUUUGCUAAUGAUGUGUAAGCAUUAUAUUUUUUUUAUUAUUAUACAUUUAAUUUAUCUUAAUUUUAAACAAUAAUUAUUUGAGUUAAUUGUUUUUAUUUAGAUUUUAUUUUAAGAGUUCUACCUCGUCAAAUAUUGAAGAUGAAAACCUUUAUAAUACGAUAAAAGGUAACAUUUUUUAUAUUUAUAAUUAAUUAUUUCAAGUUAUAUGUAUAUGUGUUUAUUUAAAUUUAGUGAACUAUCAUGAAUUUGAAGUCCAGAAGUAUGAAGAUAUGUACAGCGAAGAAAAUUUGUUUUACACUUGUGUAGUUGUUUUACUUCAUGCAUUAUUAAAAUGUACAAAUGAUAAAUUUAGAAUUCAGUUAAGCGAAAGAAUGGAUCACGAAGAACAAAUAUUAUUGGCAAAAUUUUUAGAAGCUACACAGGGUUCAUUGUUCACUAAACAAAAUAUUUCUGAAGCACUAAUGUUAUUAAGUGACAUAAAACUCCCUAAUUUGAAUGGUUCAGGUAAAAUUAUAACUGAUUUUAGAGAGGGAGUAUUAUUUUAUUAAUACAAUUAUUGUAAUAUAAUACCUAAUAAAAACCCUCCUUCAUCUACAUGUAAAAAACUCCAGUUUAAAAAGUUGUAAUAUCAAAAAGGGGCUAAGUAAUUUCUUAAAUUUAUUAGUCUAUACAAUAUAUCUAUAUAUUAUUUAUAAUUGUUUGUAUUUGAUGAAGUGUGAUAAUUUAAUACAAAUUAUUUCGACUUAGCUUCGUGGCUACUAAUAUUUACAUUCCUAUUUUAUAAUUUAUUAACAUUACUAUUACACUAUCUAUUUAAGUACAAACUAUAAGUAGCUGCCAAGCUAAGUUCAAUUAUUUGUAUUAAAUUAUCGCACUUUCAUCAAAUACAAACAAUUAUAAACAUUUCCUAUAAUAAUGACUUUAAAAAAUUACUUAAUCCAUUUUGAUAUUAGAAAUUUGUCUUCAACUUUUCUUUUUCUUUUUUCUUAACGAAGUUUUUACACAUAGUUAACUGAGAAUUUUUGUUGGGAUGUCACUCAUUUUUUUUUUUAUUAAAAUUUUAGAUAUAGUUAACCUAUGUUUUUUUUUUUAUCAAGUAAAAAUUAUGAGGACAAAAUAUCUUUGAUGUUUUAUGGAUUGAGUAAAUUAAUAUAAUGUAUGUUUUAUAACUAAGAAUGUUGCUAAAAAACGAUAUUAUAGUAAUACAGCGAUAAAAGAAACAAACAAAAUUGUUUUUUCUUGAUUACAAACCGGUGGUAACAAUGCAUAUAACAUAUACAUUGUUAAAUUGUUGAAAAAAAUAGCGUUUCAAGUAAAACUAUGCUAUUACUUUUGUAUAUCACUCAGGCUGUAAUCAUCUGAUCAACUUGAAAUUUACAAAAGUAUUACCUUCAUAACAUAGUGAUCAAUCCGUAAUAAAUUUCAAAACUAUCAAUACAUUAAUUUAGGCUCUAGAGAGGUCGGACCAUUUGCUAAAAAAAAUAGCACAGGUUAAUAGGAGUUGGCUGUCUCAUACAAUAUACUGCGGUCAACGCACGGGUUUUUUUUUUUUACUAAACUGGAUAGCCUACUUAUAUUUACAUAGGCUCUAAAUCAUUUAUUGGCUAACCCUUUUUUUUUUUUUUUUUUUUUUUGUAAACUCACUAGGAAAACAAUAAAAAUAAACAAGUUAUUCCUAUAGUUUUAAGUUUCAUGACAUUUAUUAAAACAAAUUAAUUUUAAUUAUUAAUAUUUAUUUUUUAGAAAUGUUUUCAAAUAAUAUCACACCAAUAAAAUCAACAUCUAUUCGUCGGAGCUAUUUACAAGAAUUCUGCGAGGUAAUAUUAAUACAAUUUUAUUUUUUGUAACUGCUCUAGACCUUUUUAUUUAAACAACAUAGUUUUUGUAAACAUGAUUGAUGUACAAGAACCAUUUUUAUAAAAUAUACUUUUAAAAAAUAUUUUAGUAAAAUAUCGUUACAGAUAACAGUUUUUUUUGUACUUUUUUCUAGUUUUAAAUAUAAGUAAAAUUUUACUAUUGAAUGUUUUAAUAAACAUUUGUUAAUGUAGGUUACGCUUAAAAUCAUAUCUUACUCAAAAUGAAUAUUAGUCAUAUUUUAGAUUCUGAGUGGAGCGAGGAAUGUAAUGAUUUUACAAUGGUGUUUAUUUUUUUUUAUUAUUUCUGUAGACAACUUUCUUACCAGGAAUAAUAUUGCUCCAAUUUACAAUGAUAACACUAUUUUUUUAAAAAGGAAAUUUUUCUGCGGUGAUACUUUAGGGAAGGCAUUUUUUUGAUUUUCCCAAGACUCUAAUUAAUGGAAAAAUAAGUACAAAAUUAAAGAAAAUGUUUAAUGCCUAUUUAAUUAUUUUAUCAUAAUAUAUUAAUAUGACAUAUAUAUUGUUGACAAAGCAACACUAUCAAUCAAACUCUACUCAGAAUCGUUUUUUUGUUAGCAAUGGUUUAUCGUUAUUGAUAUACAUUAAAUUCCCAUCUGUAUCCUGUCUUUCCACCUUCCUAUAUAUAACUAUGGCUGCACCUGUCUUCAUUAUCUGAGGACAGCUUUUUUUUUUUAGUUUAAAUUGAACUGUUAACACAAAAUACUCUCUACAGAUGCACUACAAGGUAUAAAAGCAUUCCCAAUUUAUUAUUGAUAAUAUUGUAUAACUUAUCUCUAGUCAACAGUGUUUUUGGACCGCCGGUACAGUACCUAUUGCAGGCAAUAGGCAUAUAAUGUAAAAAAUGAUAUGAGUUUAGUAGGUAUUGUUUAUUUUUACAACAAUUACAAUAUUUUAUAUUGAAAACCAUGGAAAGAUUUGAAGAAAAGCAUUCAGUGCUAUUAAAAAUUUGAAUACCAAUACUCAAAUACUAUAUAACAUUGACUGUAACUCACUAAUUUGUAUGAUGAAUUAUAAUUACAGUCACCUAAAUCGCAAUCCUUAAUAUAUCAAGAAAAAGAAAAACUUAUUUCUAAACUUACUGAAGACUAUAAAAAUGAAUGUGAAGAAAAUGAUAAGUUAUCUGCAAACAUUAAAACACUACAAGAUGUUAAUUCAAAACUUUGUAAGUAUCUACAACAAGUGAUAUAUUUUUAAACUAUUCUAUUAUUGUUAAAAUUGUCAUAUCUUAAUUUAAAACCUAUAAAUUCUAAAAUGAGUCAUUAUUAUUAUUAUUAUUUUUAAUGCUUAUCUACUUAGGUACUAAAUUAGAAGAUAAAGAAAAAAUUAUACAGUUUUUGAAAGAUGAAAUUGAAGAACUUACAAUAUCGAAAGAAACUCCAGAUAAUUUUAAAGAAAAUACUGCUUUGAUAAUAAAAAAAUUAAAACAAGAUAUAUUUGAUUUAGAAACCAAUAGCAAUGAAUUAAAGCAUCAAAUAAAAAAACUGGAAAAUGAACAUAAAGAUCUUAUUAAAAAAGUAAUUAAAUACAAUUUUAACUUAAAACAUAUUAUUACUUAUUGUGUCUAAAUAUCGUCAAACAUAAAUCAAUAUUUUGAAUAGCCUAGUAAAGUACCAAGAUGUUAAAACAUUAAAAACAAUCUAGAUAUUUAUAAGCUAUCUAUUGAUAAAUUAAUUCUUGUCUUAUGUAGUUUAAGUUUCUAUAACCUCUAAAAAAUUCAAUUUAAGUUGUGUACAUGUCUUCAAAAAUAUUAACCAUUUAAGGAACUAAAACAUGUGCCCAACAUUUUUAUUUUAUUUUUACACUGCUCGUAUUGAAUAUUUAAAGUGGCAAUGAUACUGUAAACUCAUUUAAUAAUGUUUCUAAUAUCUUAAUUGUCAUUCUGAUAAUAUACAGAGUAAAGCUUUUCUUUUCCACUUCUAUUAAUAACAAAUUUUCAACUGUAAUAUUUAAAAUUAUCAAUGAUCUUACAAGUUAUAUUAGUUUAUUUAUUUUUUUUUAAAAAAACAAUUUUAUUGACUAAAAAUGAAUGUCUGGUUUUUUUUUAUUUAGUUUGAGACAAAAACAUCAGAUUAUGAAAUUCUUCUUGUCACAUCAGAUAAUAUUAAUAUAGAAAAUGGGUCAUUAAAAGAAAAUAUUGAUUUUUUAAAAGAAGAGUUACAAAAGAAGCACAUAGAAAUAACUGUAAGUUUAACUCAAAUAUAAUACUACUUAAUUUUUACGGGAAACAUGUUAUACAUAUUAAAUAUAUCUAUAAUCAAUAAAUUAAAAUAUAUCCUUUUUUUUGUUUUAGUCAUUAAAAGAUGAGCUCUGUAACAAAUCAAUUUCAAACAAUCAAAUGAAUUCUAGUUGUCAAGAGGCAAAUAUUAUUUCUCCCAAUACAUUGUUUGAAGAAUUAAAUUUUAUCAAAUUAGAAGAAGUAACACGCGAUAAAGAAAAAUAUAGACACAAGUACAAAUCGUUAAAAAAGGAUUUAUUAGGUGUAAGUACCUAUUUUUUUAAAUUAAAAUCUAUUGGUAUAAAAAAAAAAUAGAUAAGUUGAUUAAUGUUAAAUAUUACUAUUGAUUACUGAAACAUAAUUAAUUUUAAAAUUGUUAUAUUUUUUGAAGAUACCAAAUAAUAAGUCUACUAAAAAAAACUCACAAAAUUUAUUAGUUCUAUAGCUGUUCUAUUCAUUACUUAAUUAUCAUGUGUAAAAGUAACUUAAUUAGAUUUGUACCUAUUUUAAUAUUUUUGUAAUAUUAAUUUCCAGCAUGAAAAUCAUAUUAAGGACUUAGAUAUACAAAUAACAACCUUAAAAAAACAAUUAAAUGAUUUUGAAGUCUAUAAAAAUGAAUUGAUUAACAAAUUGUCAAACAAAAACAGAGAACAUCAAGAAUUUCAAAAACAUAAUCAUAAUUUAGAAUCUAAAAUAAAAAAUUUGAAAGAUUCUGUUAAAGAUAAAGCUAAUCACAUUGAGGCUAUGAGUAAUAAAUUAAAUAAAAAAGAAAAUCUAAUUAAAGAAAUGUCAAAUGAAAUGGAUACUUUAAAAAAAGCAAAAACUAUGAUUGAACUGAUUUUAAGCAAAACCAAUACAGAAAUUGAAUCAUUACACGAAGAAAACAACAAAUAUGUUUCUAGUUUACUUACUACAAUUGAAGAUUAUAAAAAAUCUGAAGAAUUGUCUCGUAAAAAUGUCUCAGAUUUAGAAAAUAAUAUUAAACAAAUACAAGAUAUUUUAGUAGACAAAGAAAACAUAAUCAUUUCCUAUGAAAAAAAAAUAGCUGAAAAUAGUCAAACCAUUAAUAUUCAAGAAGGACAAUUGCAGACAAUGUACCAAGAAAAACUGGCAUUGGAAAUACAAUUGAAAGAUUUAAAAACAGAAAUUGAAAUGCAGCAAAAAGCAUUUAACAUCAAAAAUUGUGAAAUGGAAAAUUAUUUAGCAUAUUAUCUUGAUGAAUUGAAAGAUAUUAAGAUGGGCAAAACAAACAUAGAAGAGAUUUUGGUUUGUAAACAAAAAGAAAUAGACGGACAAAUUGAACUGAUAAAUUAUCAGAAGAACAUUAUCAAAACAUUACAAUCUGAAAAAUGUAACCUUGAAAUUAGUGUAAAUGAUCUACGUGAAAUUUUGCAAAAAAAAUCUACUGAAAAUACAGAAUUAAAUGAUAGAAUUCUGUAUUCCACAUCAAAUAUUAAUAAGUUGAAUGAACAACUUGAAUCUACUCUGAAUGAGAAAACAAUAUUAGAAAAUAAUUUAAAAGCCAAUGAAAUUCAGAUAAAAACAAUGAGUGAAGAAUUUGAUUGUAAAUUGUAUGAUAUGAAAAGUGAAUUAGAAAAUCAAGCUAAUGAAAUCAAUCAUUAUAAAAUUGAUUUUGAAAAAUUAAAAGAUGCCUUAGAGAAGAAGCAAAAUGAUUUUAAUGAACAACUUCUAAUAAGUAAUAAACAAAUUGAAACAAUUUCUCAUUUAAAUUUAGAAAAAUCUGAACUUUCAGAAGAAAUUAAAUUAAAUAGCAAAAUUGUAUUAGAUAAAGAAAAUAAUAUUAAAUCAUUAGAAGAAAAAUUUGUUCAAAACAAAUUACAAAUUGAAAACCUAAUGAAUCAAUAUGAUUUAAAAGUUUCAGAAAAUCAUUUCCUUACAAAGACAUUGAACACUAUUACCAUUAACAUAAAAAAUAUGCAAGGUGACUUUGAUAAACAGCAUCUAAAUAUCAAAAUGAAUUUAGAAUUGUGUGAAGAUAAAAUAGAUAUAUUAAACAAAAUAUUAAUUGAACUUAAAAACUAUUCACAUUCUAAGGAAAAUGAAUUAAUAAAUCAAAUAGAUUUAAAUAAAAAACUGGAAGACAGUAUUUUUCUGUUGAGAACUGAAAAUAAUGAUUUGAUAGAAAAAUUAAAGGUUUCUGACCAAUGCUUAUUAAAUAAAGACACUACAGUUAAAUAUCUAAAAGAAAAAAUUGAUGGACAUAGUAAUGCUGUAAAAAAAUUAGAAGAACAACUUGGUGUUAUGAGCAUAGAAAAAGUAAUUAUUGAAACAAAUUUAAAUGAAAACAUUGAACAAUUAAAAAAUGUGCAAGAACAGUUUACCGAACAAAUUAAUAAUAUUACGAUUCAGUUAAGAAAUUGCGAAAAAGAAAAUAUUGAGUUAAAAAAUCAAUCUUCAAAAAUUAAAAGUAUGUUAGAAAAAACACAGAACGAACAUGAUGAACAGCUUAAGUUAACAGUUGAACAAUGUGAAAUUAUAAAUAAUAUGAAAUUGGAAAAAAUAACAUUAGAAAAACAAAUUGUAAUUGCUAAUGAACAUUCUGUUGCUACUCAAAUAGAAAUUGAAUCAUUACAAGAAAAAUUAGAUAAUUAUAAAUCUACUAUCUUAAACCUCGAAAACAAAUUAAACAGUACAUCAAUGGAAAAAAUCUUACUUGAUACUACAUUGAAAAAUGCUGAAGAUGAAAAAAAUACCUUAAUUCAAGAAUUUGAUGAACGAAUAAAAGAAGUAAAAAAAGAUUUAAAUAAUAAAGUAAUACAAUUAGAACUUGCUACUAAAGACAACAUUAAUUUAAAAGAAGAAGUUAGUUUCACUGAAAAUAAAUUUAUUGGUUUACAAAUUGAAUUAAAAGAGUUAAGCGAUUGUAUAUUAAAAAAAGAAGAAGACAUAAAAUUAUUAAAAUUACAGAAUUUGAAUUAUUCAAAUACUUAUGAAAACUUGGAAAAACAAAUUAUUGAAGUAAAACAAAUUUUAAAUACAAAACAUGAUGAAUUAGAAAAUCAAAUUCAAUGUUGUAAUGAACAAAAAGAAAUAAUUAUUAAAAUAAAUUGUGAAAAAGAAUCUCUUUGUAAUAAAAUAAAAAAUCUUGAAGAUGAUGUAUCACGGGAAGAAUACAAAUACAAAGUGUGUGAAGGAAAAUUGUAUGAGCGUGGUGACACCAUUGAUAAUUUAGAAAAAAAAAUAGAUGAAAUGAAAAGUGAAAAUGAAUCUUUGGAAUUGCAACUUAAUAAAACUAUUACACAAUUAACUAAUACACAUCAAGAUUUAUCAUUCCAAUUGGAAGUUAAGGAAAAAAAUGUUUUGGAAAUUCAAGAAAAAUUAAUUCAUCAACAAAAGGAGUUGGACGAACAAUUAAAAGCAAUAUCAUUAUUGAAUGAAGAAAAGGAAACAUUAUUAAAAAAAAUUAACACACUUCAAGAAUGUUUGGAUGCAAAAGAAAUUACUCUGAAAUCAUUACUAGAAAAAAAACUGAAUUAUAAAAAGCAAUGUUUGGGUUUGGAAACUUCAAAAAUAAAUUUAGAAUCAGAAUUGAAUGAAAACAAAAUACAAUUAACAAAAAAAAAUCAAGAAUUGAUUCUACAACUUGAAGAUAUGGAGAAAAAAUUUACUGAAAUUCAAAAACAGUUGAAUGAAAAACAAGUUAAAUUUGAUAAAUAUAUUUGUGAGUACAACUGUCAAAGGGAAACAAUUGGUUUAUUAACAUCAGACAGAGAUAAUUUGAUAAAUGAAAUUAAUGCACUUAAGAGUACUUUAUUAAAUAAGGAUAAUUGUAUUACUUCUGUUGAAGAAAAAUUAUUGGAACAUGAAGAACAAAAAAACAAAAUCAAAACUGAAAAAGUCACUUUAGAAAUAGAGUUAAAGCAAGCUAAAGAAAAAUCAGAAAUUGCGAAUCAAGAUUUAAUCCAACAAAUAAAAGAAAUUGAGAACAAAUUAUCUUGUUUAGAAGCAGAGCUAAGUUUAAAGAAUGUAGAAUUAGAAAUUCAGAAAAAAGAAACUAGUAAAAAAGUGGAAAUAAUAACCAUUUUGAAUUCAGAUAAAGAUAAUUUGAUCAAUGAAAUAAAUUCUCUUAAUAACAAUUUGUUAGAAAAGAAUAAUACAUUAGCUUCAAAUCAUACAAAAUUAAUCAAUUUUGAAUCACUGUUAAAAGAUAUUGAAACUCAAAAUAUUUCCUUGCAAUUAGAACUAAAAGAAAGUAAAGUACAAGUAGACAAUAUCCAUUAUAAUCUUUCUCAAAAACUUUUAUCUGCAAAAACUGAAAUAUGUAUGAUUGAAGAACAGUUUUUCAAGCUACACGAAGAUUUGAAAGAACAAAACAAUUAUUUAACUCAACAAAAAGAAAUAAUCAAUAAUUUAACUUGUGAAAGAAAUAAUUUAAUAGAUGAAACAAAAAGAAUGAAAGAAUGUUUGAUGCAAACCAAACAUGAUUUAGAUUCAAAACAAAAUAAAUUAUUAGAUGAUGAUAAUCAUAAACAAUUUGAAAUCCAAAACGCAUUAAUUUUAGAAUUAAAUGAACUAAAAUAUGAGUUGAAUAAUAUACGCCAACAAUCUUCAGAAAGAAUUGUUGAAAUGGAUAAAAAGUUACGUGAAGCACAAGAACAACUUAAUCAAAAACAAUUAGAAAUGAAAUUGAAAAAUGACUCAUUAGUAGACAUUUAUCAAAAAUUAAAUGAUUUAAAAGAUAUAAAAAAUGGACUUGAGUUGAUACUUAUUAAAGGAAGAACUGAACUUGAUUUGUGUAUUGAAAAUUGUUCAAAUUAUUCAUUAAAAUACAUCAAUAACAAAACUAUAGAGGACCAGAACCAAGAUUCAUUGAUGGAAGUAAUUACUUCUGCAGAUACAUUUAUUGAACAAAAUGGUAUUCAGUUAGCUCAAGUAGAAAAUUAUGAUGAAUACACAAUUGUUGAAAAACUUAAAAAACUUUUUGAAGCACUUAAAAUGUUCAUAAUUAACAUAAACACUCAAAGAAAUGAACAAUUAGCAGAUAAAUAUAAUGAUAAUACACAUAACUCCAAAGAAACAUAUACUGAGUUACUUGCCAAAUCAAAUGUGUAUGUAUUAAUUACAUUUACUACUGGUGUUUGUUAAUUAUUCUAUAAAUAAUUUUUGUUUAUUUAGACAACUUGAAACUAUCAAACAUUUGGAGACUGAGAUGUCAAAACUUAAGGCUGAAUGUAAUUACAAAGUGACUAAAAUUCAACAAAAAACUCAGGCACAUAUUACAUCUGAAUAUGAAAAGAAGUUUGAACGGAAACGAGAACAGAUGGUAAUAUUAAAAUAAAUUUAAUUAACUACCAUAAUCAAUUUUGUUGUUUGUUUUUCUAGAAACAAUUUUGCAAAGAUUUAGAAGCAAAAAUUCACCAAGAUUAUGAAGCUAAACUGUUGAAAUAUAAAGAAAAAGUAUGAUUUUAAAAGUUAUCUUGUAUUAUUUUUAAUUAUCUUAUUUAUAGAUACAUAAAGAUGAAAUUCACAUAAAAGAACUUGGUCAACAAUUAUGGGAAGUUGGUGACAAAUAUCUAAGGUUGCAACAAAAAGAAAGAAGAGAUUCAACUAUGUCCUUACCAUUUGAAUUAUCAACUGUUUCUCAGUCCGUGAGUACAAAAAUGUGUUAUUAAAUAAAUAAACGCUACUUAAAUGGUGCUUAUAAAGACCUGAGAGGUUUUUUAAUACAAUUUUAGACCAAUAACCUAACCAAAUUUUUUUAUUUAUUACAUGUGAUAAAAAAAUAUAUGUUUAUUUUACAGAAAAAUAUCCAAAAAUAUAAUUCUUUUACAUUACCAAAAUCGAAUUCAGCUAAUCAAAUCAGGUAAGAAUAUAUAAUUUGUAUUAUUAACUUAAAAGAGCAAAAAAUAAGUUUUUUUUUUUUUAAAUUUAAAAGAAUAUUCAAUUUUAAUGGUAAUGCUAUAGGUUUAACAUUUCUACUCACAUUGUUUAAUAAAUUAUUAGGAAUUUAAAAAAGACUCAUGUUGUCAUUGAGCCAGGCUCCCUGAAAUUACCUAUCUUACACAUGUAAAAAACAUAAUUUUUUGUAUGAUGUGGUGUUUUUAUGCACUGAAAAUAUUAAUGGAACUAAAGUGUUUAAAUUUUUUUUUUUUUUUUUUGAAAAAUUUAAAAUCUAUUAACAGUAAUUUUUGUCACAUACCUACAUCUCUGUAUCUCAGCAGUACUACAUAAUGUUAUCAGUUGGUGUUCAGCAAAUAUUUAUUAAAUUUAUUUAGUUGGUAUUACAAUUUUAAUAAUAUAAAAUACAAUAACAAUAAUUGUUCAGUAUUUCAGUCAUUGUUUAUGCGUACUUAGCUUACACUUUUUAUCAAAAUAAAUUGACAUGCUGUGUCCUUGUAACUAUAUAUACAUAAUACAAAUUUAUCUCUUAGUAUUUUUUAAUAUUAUAAUGACAUUUUGAUACUUCAAUCAUCUUAGUAAAAAAAUUACGUAUUUAUACAUACAUCUUACAUCAAAAAUAAAAUGUUUAAUUUGAUAAAUCAUGUUUAAAGCGAGCAAUUUUUACACGCAUUUGUAAGAUCGAUUAUGCUGAAACUGACUCAAUGAUGUUACCCGGUUAUUCUAGAUAUCCCAAUAUUCCUUAAAUAUUUUUUUUAUUUUUAGAUUAAAUUUUGACAAAAUCAUUAUCAAUAGUUCUUACUAUAAUGGUUUACCAUCUAAUAAUUUGAGGAAAUUUUUUUUGUGUUGUGUGUUUCUUUAAAGACUAUAUGACUAUAGGUCAUAAGUAAGAUAACUUAUCAAUGUUAUUUAUUGUUCUACUAUUUAUAAUUUUAGAUCACUUAUUGAAGAGAAUACACGUUUCAAUCAAGACAAUUCUAAACGAAAUGUACCUGCUGGAAUUGGUAAAAAAUUCAGUUUAUCGUCUGGUGCGUUACUAACAAAUAUCUAACAUUAUUAAUAUUAUUCAUAAUAUUUUUAAUUUAACUAAUAAUAUACAGUUUAAACCAUUAAUAACCAAUGUAUUUUGUUUACAUAUGUUGAAGUAUAUAUUCUAUUUGCUGACUAAAUUUUCAUCUAUAAAUAAUACUAAGAUUAAUAGAAUGGAUCUAUCAAUUCUUUUGAAUAUCUUGACAUUUAAUGCAAUAACUCUAGAGUAAAAGGAACAAUCCGUGUGGUCCUUGAUAAUCUUGGUUAUCAAUCAGAUGAAACAUCCAAUUGUUCAUCUGAUUGAAUUGAAUAUUAAGGAACGUCGAUUUAUAUUAAAACGCAUUAUGCUCUAUCAUGUAAUCUAAACAAUUAUUUAAUAAUAGAUGUUAACCUGAUAAUAUAGCUUAUCGAGAAAUACGUUUAAAUAUUUGUAUAUAAAGUAUUUCAACAAAUGUCUUACUACUCCAGUAAAAUCUGCUCCUCCAAUAAGAAAAAUUUGCUCAAGUUAUAUGUACUUUAUUAUACAUUUAACAUAAUUAAUAAUGCAUUUAUUUAAUUAAUAGCUUGGAAUAAACUAAACUAACAAACCUAUAUUAAUUUGAAAUAAAAUAAUUUUAUUGUUUGAUUACAUAAUAUAUAAGGUAAUAUUUUUAAAAAAAUUCUAUUUUUUAAAGGCAAAAUAUUUCCAAAAGAAGAAGACGAAGAAGGUGAAAUGUUCAAUCAUUCUUGCCUUUCAGAUCUGAAACAGGGCAAAGUAAAGCUAACAGAUAAUAAUAGUAAAAUAUCACAUUAUAAUGAACGUCUAUCAGAACUUCAAGCUCGUAAUUCACUAUGCCCUCCACAUUUAAGAAGUUGUUAUGCCGUUGAGACUAAUUACUUGCCAAAUGCUUCACUAAUCACAGAAGAAGAAAUCAAAGUAAAUAAUUAUCCUUUAAUUAACUAAAAUAAGACCAUUGUAAAUAUAUAUAAUUUAUUUCAGAUAUUAGCUGAUUUUAGUGAUUGUGAAAGUGAAAACCUUAUACCACAUGAUCGCAAUAAGAAAAAGGAUAGAAAUCAGGUAUAUAUCUUUUACUCAAAUAUAUAAAUAAUAAUUUGCUCUCAUUACAAAUUAAAUUUUCAGACAUCCUACAAAAAACCAGGACCUCCCACUCCAAGCAAAAAUGGUGGUCGAGCUUCUUUAUCGGUGAUUAAUUAAUUCUUUUAUAUACCAUUAUUAUUAUACAUAAAUAAAUAAAAGUUAAACAAAAAAUUACACAGUAAGUUGUAUUAUAGGAAUCAACACAAUUCAGAAAUUGAUAUUUUAUCCUUUUCCUUCAUCCCAACUAACUAUUUGAAGUUAUUUACCCUUAUCCUAAACUUCCAUUUAACCUGAUCUUCCUCAUAAUUUUUCAUGUAUCAGCUAUUUUCUAUAUCAUUCUCAAUCGCAAUCCAAACACCUUUUUUUUGGUCUUUUUAUUCUAUGUUAAUUUGAAUUACCAUUCUUACUGCUUCCAAUUCCUGUCUCCUUAUAAUAUGCCCAACUUAUCUUAUUUAUUUUAUCUAUUGUCAAAGCCAUGCAUAUGCUACUUUGCAAUUUUUUGUUCCUGGGAAAAAAGUAAUGAAACCAUUAUUAAUGUUAACUUUCCCGUUCUUCCUACUUAUUUUUCCCAGUUAUUAAAAAAACAAUUUCACAAUUUCACUUACUAAAUAAAAUUUUCUUUGGGAAACAUACUUCAAUUACAAUUCAAAGCAAAAUUGCUUAUAUCUAAACAAAAUUGAAACUAUAAAACUUAUAUUAUCGUAAAUUUGUUUUUGGUUUUUCCUUGUUUUUAUCCAGUUUUUGUGGAAUUUUCAUAUACAGUGAAAAAAUGUUCUCAUGAAUACACCAACUAGAUUAAAAAAAGCUAUCUUAUCCAAUCAUUUUUUGAUUGGAGUAAAUUUUCUAAUAGAAAAGUGUUUUUACAGAUAGUUUGUAUAUGUAUAACAAAAUAGAACUUCAUCUAAUUAAUUUUUUCUCAAUUAUUGAUUAAUUAACCUAGAUAAAAUUCAUUAUACCUGUAUUAUUUCUGUGGGUAUGCAUUAGUAAAGGUCAGUUAUUUAAUUAUAUUAUGAAAAGAUAAUAUCAAAAUGUAUUGUCUAUGUCUAAUGAUACUUGCAUAAUUUAAAAUUGUACUCAAAUGAUGAUUAUCUGACAAUAUAUCAAUUUUAUUAAUAUGUUAGAUUACUAAUAUUAGUACUAUAAUCAGAAAUAUUACAUAUUUUUUAAUAUGAUUCUAAAACAAUUACAGGGCAAUGCAAAAAUUACAUUAAAAGAACAAAAAGAAUCGAAUGCAAAUAAAAGAAGAACCAGCAGUACACCUAACAAAUUAUUUAGUCUAUUCUUAGGCAAAAAAAGUUAACUUUUAUUCCAUAUCUAUCUGAAUUGUAAAUAUUUUUAUACAUAACUAGCAAAUAUUUGCACAAUUUAUUUUUUACUUUUUUGUAUAUUAUUAUUAUAAAAUGUAUUUAGUAUAUAGUACAAU
Molecule: messenger RNA, 15061 nt
Organism: Cinara cedri
Lineage: Eukaryota; Metazoa; Arthropoda; Insecta; Hemiptera; Aphididae
Source: the annotation of a GenBank genome assembly